Molecule: messenger RNA, 5175 nt
Organism: Coprinopsis cinerea okayama7#130
Lineage: Eukaryota; Fungi; Basidiomycota; Agaricomycetes; Agaricales; Psathyrellaceae
Exons: 3
Coding region: 1-4974 (1657 amino acids)
Source: RefSeq, a predicted model, not a curated record
AUGGCUUCAUCGUCACACAACCGCGUUCGCCAGACAUGGCGCGCAUUCGAGAACUGGCUUGCAACACAACGAACAACGAUACUGCAACCGCAGCUCUCCCAAUCCGACGCUUCGUCCGCCAAGGACUACAAAAAACUAUCGUCUUCGGAGCGUUCCAAGACGACCCUGAAGCAAUACAAGACACAACGGAGAGAAGAAAUCGAGAAACAGUUCUACGCAGCUGCGAGGGAGGAGUGGCAGAAGAGGCUGAGACAGGCUGGGUUGAAGGACGAGGAUUGGGGUGAAAUGACGGAUGCCGAAACCAAGGCUGUGGAGAAUGCUCUGGGUGCUCAUUUAGAUCACGAUUCUGCCUCAAAUACGCUCACCUCAACAGCAACCCCACCAAAAGACGACGACAGAGAACCUGAACUUUUGGCUCUAGUUCCAGCCGCUGUGGCGCCACCCAGGAUGUAUGCCCCAUCACUCUCCACCUCGUCGCUGGCCUCGAGUAUCAGCAGCUACGAAUUGGUGAACCCAAGUGAACUGGGCUCCGACGACGACGCAGAGGAGGACGGAUCUCGGUUUUUCAACAGCCUCGUGGCCUCCCAUGAUUUGACGUCUGAGGAAGAGGAUAUGUCCAUUCUCAACCCCAGCUGGAAGACGUUCGACACUCCAGGCGGCGGCAGCAGCACCAGCGCAAGCGCCGUAGCCCGCCAAUCCUAUGGUCACUCCCACUCCUAUUCUUCAAGCAAUCCCAACUGGAGCACCGACUCCUCUCGUCACAACUCGGCCAAUGGCUCCCCUAUCCAGCUAGGGACAUACAAAUCGUUCCCGUUCGAUCAUGUUCCACCCGCGCAGAGUACGACAAGGAGCUCCUACUCUGCAUCCCAGGUUUCCUUGCAGAAACCCAAGAUCUCUUCAGCGUCGGCAUCCUUGUGGACGCCACCGAGCGUCAGUGCCACCAUCCCUGCGGGCGUUUCGGCAUCCUCUGCCGCAGCAGCAGCUUCCUCAGCUUCAGCCCUCGUAAAGACCAAGUCGACCUCCCCACCUACCGCCACCAGCCACUCUGCAUCCGCAUCAACCUCCUCAUCCAGCUCCUCUUCCACCUCGACUUCCAUUUCGGCGUCCACCUCCGCUUCAUCCUACAUCGGACCUAUCCUUCUCGAUGACCCGUCCAAACCCGAAGAUAAGGAAGAACUCUUCUUUUCGGGUUUCCCUUCCGCUUCUUCUGAAAUGAAGGAGGACUCGUUCUUCCCCUCCUCCUUCAAGGAUGAUGUAUUGAACCCCACGGACGAGGAAGUGGAGGCCGAGAUCGCGUUUGAAAAGUUCAAACUCGAGACUCGCAUCACGAAGAUCAUCGAGUUCCAUAAGACCGCUGCUGAGAUGGAGGUUAAGCUUGGUCUCAAAAUUUGUCGGAUGAGAUGGGAGAGCGGUGAUCGUGCUGCUGCUAAAAGUGGUCGUGGUGGGAAGGAUCAUGGGAAGGACGAGGAAAGGAAGUUGGUUCAGGAGCAUGAGAAGGCGAUGAAGGAGCUUCAGAUUAAGAAAGAGGAGGAGAGGAAGAUGAUUGUGAAGGAGGAGAGGAAGAGGAGGAGACUUUUGUUGCAACAGAGACAGGCCAACGGUGCCUCUGCGAAGUCGUUGACGAAUGGAAAGGCCAAGGCCAAUGGCAAGGCUAAGAAGAUGGACUCCAAGUGGCUGGAUGACUAUGAAGGUGUUGAGGCGACGUUUGAUGUGGAGACGCCGUCGUUGGAUGGUGUGUUUGGGAAGGGCACAACACCAGGACCUGGACAGAAAUCCAGGGCGCCACCGUCCCCUCAGAUCGCCAGGCCCAAACCCACCCAUGCCUGGAACCAGAUCCCCUUCAUCCAAGAGCAGGAAGAAGAGGACGGCGAGGACGAUGACCACGGCGAAUACGAGCACGAGUAUGGAAGAGGUGGUUAUAACGAGUAUGAGUAUGAAUCUGAUCACCGCCAGCACGACUAUGCCCAACAGCACCAAGGCAACUACCAUCCCCACCAAACCUUCCAACCCUCUCGCCACGACUACCAGCGCGAGCAUGAUUCGCACCAAACCUUCCCUCCUGGUUUUGGGGAUGACAUGCCAGAGGAGAUUAGACGCGCGAUGAGCGGGUACUCGUUGGACGGCUACGGGUCCGACACGAUGGGAGGGUACGGUUCAUCCUCUGAGAACCGGGGCUACAGCUCCGAUGCUAUGGGGUACGGCUCGGAUACGAUGGGCGGAUACGGAUCGUCUGCUGAACACGCAGGGCGAGGGUACGGAUCGUCCACCGAGACCGCAUCGAUGAGGUACACCACCUCCGACGGCUACACCUCCGACGCGAUGGGAUUCACAGGCGGUAUGGCCCAGCCCAGUCUGUCCUCGAUGUCGAUGAAUACGGGUAUGCCUGGGGGAAUGGGAGGAAUCGGCUCGUCGCCGGUUGAGAUGUCUACUCCGAGGGUUGGCUCUCACGGUCAUUCAUGGGGUGCAGGGCAUCCAUCGAUGGCGAUGAUGAGCAAGACGCCGACCAAGAGCUCGCCUUUGGUGGGCCGGAAUCCGUUUGGUGGCCAGCAGCAACAGCAACAACAACAGCAGCCUCCGUCCAUCUCGGCCUGGGGACGCAAGAACUCCCAGCCUACAGUGACAUCGUCGCCUCCUGCCUCUGCUGCACUUCCCAGCGGCUCUGCUACGGCCAAUACCAAUACGAACGGAGCCGGUCUGACCGCGUCAACGCCUCUCGCUGCCGUCACCGCAGGCGUAGGAUCAUGGGCCAAGAAAUUCUCGCUCUUCGGGGGUGGUUCUGCUUCCACUCCUUCUGCCUCGGAGAAUUCCUCGGAACAACGUAGGGGGUUCUUUGACGAGGACGACGACGAGGAUGGCACACCGCAGAAGCCUGCUCGACGCACUGGUGGUGGUGGAGGCGGGUUCUUUGACGAGGAGGAUAAGUGGGGUGAGGAGGAGGAGGAUCCGUUGGCUGAGGAACCGGAGGAAGACGAAGACGAAGAGGAGGAAGAAGAGGAGGUGGUGGCCCCGCCUCCUCCGCCUCCGCCUGUUACCAAGGCUGGGAGGAAGGGCAAGAAUGCUGUGCCGGCGCCCCCUCCACCCGCACCUGCGCCUGUGCAGACGACGGCCAAGGGCAAGAAGGGUGCUAAAGGCGCUGCUGCAGCAGCUAAGGCGGCCCCUCCCCCACCUCCACCUGCCAAGGUCGUCGAGAAGCCAGCGCCUGCUCCCGCUCCCGCUCCUGCACCCCCUGCUAAAGAGAUUGGCAAGAAGGGCAAGAAAGGGAAGCAGGCUGCGAAGAAAGCGGGCGGGAAGGCCGCUGCGGCUCCUGAGCCUGAACCCGAAGUCAAGUCUGCGCCAUCGCCUGUCCCACCACAACCCACCGGCAAAGGCAAGAAGGGUGCGAAUAGCCGUGUCGUGGAGGAACCCAAGGAGGAGGUUAGGUACGACGAAGAAGAGGACGAGGAAGAGGAUAACAGCUUGUUCAGAUCUGCGACGUCCACCAAGACCGCUAGCAACUCCCUCUGGGGUUCGACGAGCGACGUGUCCUCUACUCCCAAACCUCCCGCUGCCAAAGUCAGCUCGAUCCCUGGGGCUUGGGGCGCAAAGGCACCUGCUUCUGCUGUCCCUUCCAAGGUCAGUGGGAAGGGUCUUACGGCGGGGUCGGUUAUGGAUGAUUCGCCCUUGCCAUCCUCUGUGACUGAGUCGCUGUGGGCCAAGGCGAGGUCGACGCCCGUUGCGAAUGGUGGUGGGUCGAAGACUCCUCUUCCGCCCGCUGGACAGCCCAAGGCUGGUUGGAAGACGAACGGGCCUAGUCGACUUGGAGCCUCUGUCUUUGACAGUUUCGAUGGACAGGAGGAGGAGGAGAAGGCGGUGAGGAAGGUGUCCCCGCCCGCUAGCGCGUUGAAGAAGACGAGUCCGCCGUCUGCGAAUGGUGGCGGUGCGUCCAAGUUUGGAUCAGGCUCGAGUGUGACGAGGAAGGGCCCGGCGAAGAAAGUGACGAUUGAAGAGGUGUCGGAUGAGGAGGAUGGGGUGUUGGAUAACAGUCUACCUCUAAACCAUCGCUCGAUUAUGGAACCGAGAUCUCCAGACCCUAACGCGCGCUCGCCGUUAGUCCCGAGUCGCACCCCCAAUUUCAGUGCGCAAGCGUCGAUUAGGCAGCCGAAGCCUAGUCAGCCGCCGACGGUCUUCUCGAAUCUCUUUGACUAUAAGAAUGGUGGUGAGGGAGGACAUGGACAUGGACAUGGUGGUGGUGCGGAUGGCUUCUUUGGGGGUUCAGGAGCGACGAGUCCGGAUGGGAUGCCGGGGUAUAUGACGGAUGAGUGGUUGAAUGAGGCGAAGAAGCAGUUGAAUGGGGGUGGGAUGGGAAUGGGUGGUGGUGCGAGGGGGUCGGCGUUUGCGCGUUCUGGAGUCGGUGGUGGUGGAGGGGGAGGAGGGGGAGUCCUAGACCAAGGUUUCGCUACGGAUUGGGAAGGCACUGUCAAGGCUAAGCGUGGUUCGAGAUGGGGCGCGGCGUCUGCUGUGCCUACUAGUGCUGCUUCGGGAUCUGGUGCGGCUGCUGGCGGAUUUGGGGCUAUGGCAGGUGGGGGAGCGGGGAGAGGGUAUAAGAUGCCUGGUGCGAUGACGGAUGAUGAGGGUGUUAUGGGUGGUAUGGGUGGUGGGAUUCCUGGGUCUUUCAAUCCCCGACCGGGUCCCAAUGGAGGUGGAGCGAUGUCGAUGUGGGAAGCGAAACAACAACAGCAGCAGCAAGGACUGGGUCGGGGUGGUCUAGGAGGAGGAGCUCCUGCAACUGGCGCCAAGUCGGGCUGGGGAGCAAGUGCCACUUCCCUGAGUCAAGCAUCCUCGUCGGGGAUGAUGGGUGCUGGGAAUGGUGGUAGUGGUGGUGGUGGACCUGAGCCGCCUGAUGAUAUCCUUGCGCGAUUCGCGAAGAGCCAGCAGUUAGAGGCUAUGAAGCGGAGCAAGGUGUCGAAUGUGAAUGGGGGUGGUAAAUUAUUUUGAUUCGUUGUGAAACCCUUGCUUUCUGCUUUCUUUUUAUUCUUGAACGUUUUUGUUUCGAGUUUUUGGUUCUGCUUUUUUUGCGAUUGCCGAGGUCUCCAACCUGUUGUAUGUCUAUCGAUGUAUCCUCUAUCCUCUCUUUCUUUUCUCCGUCUACCUUCAUCUCUCUCUCGCUCUUGUGUAUUACCAUCCCCUCCGCUGUGC